Molecule: messenger RNA, 5051 nt
Organism: Dendronephthya gigantea
Lineage: Eukaryota; Metazoa; Cnidaria; Anthozoa; Malacalcyonacea; Nephtheidae
Exons: 6
Coding region: 2151-3980 (609 amino acids)
Biological process (GO): anatomical structure development; regulation of transcription by RNA polymerase II
Molecular function (GO): DNA-binding transcription factor activity, RNA polymerase II-specific; RNA polymerase II cis-regulatory region sequence-specific DNA binding
Source: RefSeq, a predicted model, not a curated record
AGGGCUUUGUCGCACCAGGAUACUUGCAAGGUUUAGCUGGUUGCUCCGAAAUACGCCAGGAUUAUCCACUGCCUGGAUCAGGUCAAGACUUUGACAUAAAUGGAAAUGUGCUGAACUUUGAGAAUAUUGAAAAAGAAAGAACACCACCCGUCGAAUCGGAAAACGGCGAUGAAACUUCGCGUGGAAAUCGUCCCGAUAGUAUUCCGUGUUCACGCAACGAAGAUCUUCCCGAACAUUCUCCGAGUUCACAAUCGCCAAGCUCCGCACAGACUUCGUGCACUGCCAUGGAAACGAAUGUCGUUUUGUUAACAAAAGUGUUUCCACAUGUCGAGAAACAUAUUUUAAUGAUAACCCUAAAAGCGUGUGGAAACAACUUGUUCAGAACAAUUGAAACUCUUGUACAAAACAACAAGAUGAGACAAUGUACAUUUCUAUCCCCACGGGUACCUAAUAUACAACAUCUACACCCAACAGUCCCUUCUCAAUGCUUGUCCAUGUUUCGACCGUUACCUUACACUCCUGGAUUUACGAGCCCGCGCAUGCCACCAACCAGCGGCCUCCAGUUCAACGCCUUAUCCCACGGUCACGUGAACCCUCGUGGAACUAAUGCCCUAGAGCUCAAUUCCCGGAUACUCAAGAGCCCGUACGCCUUCUCCGGAAACAAAAGUCCGUGGCGUCUUGCAUUUUCUAAUCAGCUGUCGUAUAAGAGACCGUUGCUAGCAUGGAAUGUUGUCACACCGACUGGUCUAAGUGAAACUGGAGUUACAACAAACUGCAUUGCAUGUUUCAAUGUUUUGAAUGUUGGCGACAAAUUCUGUAUCCAAUGUGGGAGAAUGAUUGCGAAGAAUUAUUAAAGCUUCUCGUGAAAGUUUUGUAAAGUUUGUUCAAGAAUAAACGACGUUUUUUUGAUGCGAGUCUCAUUUUUUUGCAUGUGUCUUUCCUGCUUGAAGCUCAAAAAUAAAGCGUUCCUGCGAGCAGAAAAUUUAAAGUUUUUUUCGUGAAUUUCCUGUUAAUCAGUUCAACAUGUAACCUUCCAAACAUUUCACUUCGUCGAAAGAAAGACCGGAGAUAAUUUCCUCAGAAAAAAAGCGAGAAAUUCCGUCGGGAAUUUUGAAAAACGAUGCAUGAGUGACUAAGAGUACUAUUGCAUUUAAUUGCCUGAAAAAAGUGCCUUUAAUGGUUUUAAACCGCGUAAAUUUUUCUGUUUCACCAACAAGAUUUUUAAAUGACAACAAAUAAGUUGGAUACAUCGUUGUUUUAAAUUCUCGCAUAUGUAAAAUUGCGCAGUUGCCUUUUUUGCGGUUGUUUUAAACCGUCCCACCCAAGAAUCGCGAUUUUUCAUUGAUGCAAGUCGAGCGUUCGCGUAGAAUGCAGUUACUUCAAGCCUGGGGCUCAAUAUAUUGAUGUAAAGUUUAUGAAGAAGAUUUCAGAAAUUGCGGACUUGGUUUUCGACCAAGUUCCGUAUUAUACGAUUCACGCAUCACAUUCACAACUCAUACCCCGGCUGGUAUGCUGAGCUCCACUUCGUUCAUGGCAUCUUUUAAAUGAUAUCCACUUUAUUUAUAAAACUAUUCACUUCAGCGCUUGUGCUAAAUAGGUGGGGUUCAGCUAACGAAGGGAGUAAUUACGUUCUCUGCUUGAACGCCCGUGAUCAGCUAACCAUGAACAAAACGGUUAAACCUGAACGCUCUUGUGAACUUGCAACCAGCUCGAAACGUUCCUUUGUGGCAGCCUAGUUUACUUUCUACUGACAUGUUCACUAACAAAAUCAAGGUAAGUUCGUUAAGCGUACUCUCUUGAACUGCGAAAUAUUACUUAGAUUUCUCUACUCGUUUUUAAGGUGAACUUUUCGCCUUAAAAUCGGCGACAAUUCUCGUCGCACUAAUUUUAGUUUUUGAACGGAGCUUUCCUCUUAUAAUUGUAUCAAGUACUAAUUACCCCCCUAAUUGAGAAUAUCAACCGUUCUAAUCUGUAAUUGUUACUUUUUUAGAACUCGUAUGCCGUAAAUGAAACGGUUAACUCGACAGACCGCGGCCACAAACAAUUUUGCUGAAGCAAGUUUGCUUUGAUUCACGGGGUUAACGAGUGCUCAUUGAAUUGUGAUUUCAACGACGACUACUAACGAGAACUCAGGAGCUGCUGGGAGGGGAAUGCCGCAUCGUGGACCCGGCGGAGUAAACCAACUCGGAGGCGUCUUCGUCAACGGCCGGCCGCUGCCGGACUAUAUGCGUCAAAGGAUCGUAGAGCUGGCGCAUGUUGGCGUACGACCCUCGGAGAUAUCUCGGCAGCUCCUCGUCUCACACGGUUGCGUUAGCAAGAUCCUCGGCCGGUACUACGAGACCGGUUCGGUCCGGCCCGGCGCGAUCGGAGGCAGCAAGCCCAAAGUCGCUACGCCGAAGGUAGUCGAGAAAAUCCUCGAGUAUAAGGACAAGAAUCCUUGCAUCUUCGCCUGGGAGAUCCGAAAUAACCUUCUCAACGAUGGCGUCUGCGAGAAGGCAAAUGUACCGAGCGUCAGCUCUAUAAAUAGAAUAUUACGCAACAACGUGGCGGAGAAGGAGGCAAAAGCUGCGCAUGACAAAGCGAGGGCUGAAGCUCAAAUGCAGGCUCAGAUUCAGCAGAUCCACAUGCACGCAGGCGCAGCGUCCUUUCCCCAGCAGCAGUUUAGUUUCACCCUCCCGCAAAAUAUGUUCCCGAACGGGCUGACCGCCUUUGCAAACAGCGCAUCCCUGGACUCGAGUCAAUUACAGCAGUUCCAAACCUCUGAGCAGGCGCACAAUCCUGAGAAUAUCGUACAUGAAGUAUCACGUGCCCUGAAACGUGAUCACAUUGAAAGUGGUCACGGUCAGAUUUCGCCCACCUCUCGCAAGGAUAGUGACGAUUCUGACGACACGGCAACAGGGAGCCCGGGAAGCAGCAGCGGCAGCAGUAGUACGAGUACCGGCGAACACGUCCGAGAGAGGAAACGACGACUGUCGACGAACAGCGACGAGGACGAACACGGAUUAAACGGAGAUCUGAACGGUAAUGACCUCGUGAAGGUCACGCGGCGCUCGCCAAAGGAACACGUGGAUAGUGGCCACGAGACUAAAAGAAUAAAACUCGAUGACCAAACGGCUAAAAAUAGAAAUGAGAGUACCCAAAAAAUAUCACCGACGUGGAUCAAGUAUUUCCCAGCAGGUAUAGCGGUCAAUGGAGGCAGUCUCAAUGGCUUGAGUCCGCUGAGUGACUUCCAAGGCCUGGGCAGCGGUCUAAACGGACUAACAAACGGCUUUGCUGGAAUAAACACGAUCAAUGGACUGGGGACGAUUAACGGCUUAGCGACGAUCAACACAACCGCUGGUAAUUUUGCUAUUAAUACUGCUGGCGGAUCUACAAAUGGCAUAAGCCCGGUGAAUGGACCAAAUCAGGCGCGGGUCAAUCAAAUAAACGGGUUUGCGGGUUUGAACACGAUCAACGGGAUUACUGGUGUUAGUGGUCUCCAGGGGAUCAACACGAUCAACGGUAUAGGAUUGAAUGGGAUAAACGCGACUUUCGGGAACGGUUUGAGUAACAUGUCAACUUUAAAUGGUCUGAGCGGGUUUCAAACGGAUAAUGGGAACACUAAUGGACUGAGCGGUACAGGUGAGGGUAUCCAAUGGUCGCAUAAUCCUAUUGUUUGUUUCUCUGAUGCAAUUCUCACAAACGGCAACGCGCAGCAGCCGAGUAACGGUGGGGCACGAACAACGACGAUCAUUCCCGAAGUACAGUUUCCAUUUGCGCUCGCGUCUCGCAUGGACGCGCAAACAGGCUCCAAUACGUCGUGCACCUCGGUUUACGCUCCCGUAAGCACGAACGGAGGAAAAACAACCACGUUUGCUGUAUCGAAUCAAAUCGCAAACGGAUUUCCAACCGUCCAACUCUCGAGACAAAUUGGAAACGAUUUUAAUGCACCAAUCAUGAAGCUUGUCAAUACACCGACAUUUUUGCCUGUGAGACCAUGAAAUUACGGUUAAAUGUCGCUAAAUGCUAAAAAUGCGGUUGGGGCUAGAUGUUUUCUCUUGGAAUGUUUCCUGAAUGUUGGCAAAUAAACAAAUAUCACGGGUUUUUUCACAACAGAGAAUAGCUUGUAGAAUAAUGCGACGUAAAUUAAUAUCAGAAUGUUCUCGUGUUUUGUAAUUUGUCCUUUUGCGAGCUUAUCAAAUAGUUUUUUGCCGAAACAACUUGUUAAAGAUCUUCGAAUUUCGACAACUUCAACGCUAUCAUGAGCCUUAAAAUAUUUGCGCAAAAUUAGCAUAAUCUACGGUAAUCAUUUUCCUCGUGUUCCCACGUCACGUGUGGGUCCAAAAACGGUGAAAAACCAAACCUUUGCCAGCAGACAAUAGGAAGAAACAUGUUUCGAGAAAAAAUAUGUUUUUCGGAGCAUGUUUCUUCCUACGUGUUUGGCAUUUGCUUCAUUUUGGGAAACAUGGCUAGGAGGUAAUAUUUUCAAUCAUUGGCCCUAACUUGCCGAGGUUUACUCUUGGCUUUUGUGAUAUUGUUACUACAUAGACUGUAGUGUAGCGUGUUGAACAGCAAAUAACAUUGUAACUAGCAAACGAAAAACACAGCAGAAAUAGGGAGAUACGGUCUCCAAAUUAUGAGAAGAAUUUACACAUUGAAAGUUUGUUCGGAAGUAAAAAUCAUCUCCGAUCAAAUAAAACAAAAAUUUUAGUAUGAAAAAUAGAAUAGAAUAUAUUUUAUUACAAGCCUUAGCGAGGUCUUAUUUGGUAAUAAUUCCAUGCUCGGUCAAUCCUAAAUACACGAAUUUAAUCCUUGAGAUUAGGUUAGGAUUAGGGUUAAAUUUAGGAUUAAGGUUAACCAUAAUCAACCAGAAACCUAAUCUAAGAUGUAAUCCUAACCUAAUCCUAUUUAUUGAACAUGGAAUUAUUACCUUAUUUCUUCUAAAACGAAGUAAAUUUUAAGGUAAUCUCAAUGAUUAUCAAGAAUGUAGUUUUAUGGUCCAGUUUCUUGAUACUGGAUGCGACUCAGCUGAAUGUGAAUGGAAUAAAGAGAUUAUUUUUGCAUCGAUAAAC